AGCUCUCAAAAACGUGCUUAUUAAAAUCGUUCUCUCUCGAGAACACAGCUGUGUGCGGGUUGCUCUCCGGCAACAAAAAUAAAAAAGAGAUAUCACAUAUGCAGCGCUCUUGCUGUUGCCCGUUAAUAGAACAACUGUUUUAGACAACCAGCAGCAGAAGUAAACCUGAAAUUCAACUCAUUACAGUUUAAGAAACGCGCGCGUUGUGUAAAGACGACGUUGCUGUAGUAGUUCCGUCAUUGUUUAAAAAAAAAUUUUCAGUUUUUUAUUUCGCAUAUAUAUAUAAAAAAAAAAAUAACGAAAAAAUACAUGAAUACAAGAAAUAAAAUACAUACAAAAAAUUAAAUACAACUGGAAAUAAAACAAAAAAAAAAAAUUAAAGAUUUUUUUUUCCCAAAUAGAAGCAAGCAAACAGAAAAAAAUUACGCAAAUAUUUAUUAAUAAUGUUAAAACGAAAAAGCAAUUUUUUAUAUAAAAAUAAAAAAAUUUCAAAAUUAUUAAAGCUUUACUUUGAGUUACAAGCAAAAAGUUGUAUAUGAAAUUUAAAAGAAGAAAACAAAACAAGAAUUUAUUUAAGUUUUUUUUGUUAAAAGUUUAAUAAUAAAACUGUGAUCUCAUAAAAGGAAGAAAAGAAUUGCAAAAAAAAAAAAGGUUAAAAGUGAUUUUUGGGGAACUUUUUCUUAUACAAGAAACUAAAUUAUGACGGAUGCUUUAAAAUUGGCUGAAAUGCAACGCACAAAUAUUGAAUUUGAACGUCAAAGACAUUUGGCAAAUUGGUUAAUCAAAAGUAGUCCUCAUAUGGCAACGCCAACAGCAACAACAACAACUACAGCAAUACAACAACAACAACAACAGCAACAACAUCAAGCCUCUAAUACAUCAAGUAAUAACUGUGGAACAGCAACAACAGCUUUAACUGCAGCUACAGCAGCAAUCAGCAACAAUACAACAACGUCAACCGCAGCAGCAGCAACAAAUCCAUCAUCAUCAUCAUCAUUAAUACCAGCAACAUCAUUAUUAUCAUCUAGCAAUAAUGGAGCUACAACUACAACAAAUAGUGCUAAUUCACCAGCCAACAAUCUAAAUGGUUCGGCCGCCGGUCACACUCCAGCGAAUGCCACGAAUCAUCACCAUCACAAUAAUCACCAUCACUACAAUGCCAAACAACAUGGCAACAGCUCGGGUUGUGUAAGUGCUACUAACAAUACCUCAACAAAUACAAAUCCUGUUUUCUAUUUAAUGGCCAGCAAUGGUAACACUGGUGCUGUAGGCGGCGGCUGUAGUGCCAAUGCCAUAAGUUCAUCGAACGUCACCACCAGCAGUAAACACACAGGACCCUUUUUAGGGCCACACGCAGGCGCCGCUGUCCAUCAUCCACACUCUCAGCGGGGACUGCAUCAUUUGGCCGAGGGUCGUAAGGCGAAAUUGCGCAGAUUUAAUUCACACGAUACCAGUUCGAAUAUGUUUUCGGUGGCGGAUUUUGAAAAUGCCCGCUUGGCAAGACGUAAUGAAAUCGAAUUGAAACAGAGACUGCAACGACGUAUGCGUCAUGGUUAUAGUGGUGGGACAGGUAGUGGAGGUCUUUUAACAGGAGGACCUUGUGGUCAGGGUUUGCUGACAGGCGGUAUGGGUGAUUAUUCUACGGGUGAUAGUAAAACUUCGAAAAAUAGUAACGAGUCUCAAAAUGAACCCUUGCAGGUGGAAGAGUUUUUGGAACGCUAUUCCCUUCCACGUGUGGUGCGCAUUUCCUAUAAAACACUUUUCUCCAAUGAAACCCUACAAUCUUCUUCAUCCAAUAAUUCAUCCACCGCCACCUCAAACUCAUCAACGAGUGCUAAAAAUACGGCUCCAGCUACCUCUUCAUCCAACGAUGCAAAUAUGUUGAGUUCUAAUUCGAAUAGCAAUACGGGAACCUCUUCUUCAAGUACCUCUUCGGGUAUGGGUGUUGGAGUAAAUGCUAAUCCCUCAUCCCAGACUUUGGGUAGCAAUAGUAGCAAUAAUAGUGGAGGUAAAACUUUACCUAUGGAGGGUAAUCAGACAAAUGAUAAUGCCAAUCAUAAUGGCCAACAUGAGGAGGAACAGGGUGAACUAUUUUUACUAUAUCGACUGGUGCGUCAACGUCAUAUUUAUCAUGGUCAUAAUAGUAAGACUACAGCGGCUAAUCGAAAAAAGGGUGUAAUGAUACCACAGGAAUUUCCAGGUGAGUUUUUAAGCAAUUUUGGAGAGCAGAGUCUUCACUAAAUAUAUUUGUUUAAGUAUAUUAAAGCAUAUUUCAAGGAAUAAUGCAAUUUUUUCAAAUUCCCAAAAAAAUUUGAAAAUUUUUCAAAAAUCCAGAAUUGAUUAAAAAAGGAAAAUUUUUUAAUUUCCAACACAAUUGAGUAUAAUCCUUUUCAUUUUGAUGAUUUUUGUUAUAAUUGUAUGCAAAAUAUUAACAAUUUCUGAAAUCCCGGAAAUUUGUUGUGCAAAAUCACUACAAAAUGGAUGAUUUUAAAAACUGGGGAAAUGGUAAUUUUCACUGAAUGUGUAUUUUUAGAUAAAUAUUACCCUAUUUCAACAUAUAAUGCAAUUUUUUUCAAAUUCCCAAUUAUUUUUACAAAUUUCCAAAAUCCCACAAAUGGUUAAGAAAAAAGGGUAAUUUGUUAAUUUUCAACGCAAUUGAGCAUAAUUCUCGUCAUUUUGAUGAUUUUUAUGCUAAUUAUAGUAAAAUAUCCACAAGUUUUUCAAAUCCCCGAAAUUUUAUGUGCAAAAUCACUAAAAAAUGGAUCAUUUUAUAAACUGGGGAAGUGGUAAUUUUCAC
This is a messenger RNA of Lucilia sericata (common green bottle fly), 2797 nucleotides long. RefSeq lists its product as uncharacterized. The transcript has 3 exons. Bases 700 to 2241 code for a protein of 513 amino acids. NCBI's taxonomy places the organism in Eukaryota, Metazoa, Arthropoda, Insecta, Diptera, Calliphoridae. The record is from RefSeq and is a predicted model, not a curated record.